Scomber scombrus (Atlantic mackerel) is the source of this 2268-nucleotide messenger RNA. It is a transcript of the gene tap2t, whose product is annotated as transporter associated with antigen processing, subunit type t, teleost specific. Gene Ontology annotation, biological process: transmembrane transport. The transcript has 12 exons. Gene Ontology annotation, cellular component: membrane. Gene Ontology annotation, molecular function: ATP binding; ATP hydrolysis activity; ABC-type oligopeptide transporter activity. NCBI's taxonomy places the organism in Eukaryota, Metazoa, Chordata, Actinopteri, Scombriformes, Scombridae. Bases 110 to 2245 code for a protein of 711 amino acids. The record is from RefSeq and is a predicted model, not a curated record.
GUGAAACUAAACAUAAAAUAGCAGAUAGCAGCUAAUUUAACGUUGACUGAACGGCGGGACACACGGAUCAGAUCCAUCUUCUUGCAGUCUUUCCGUCCACCAAAGGAAAAUGAGGGAAGUGGCAGCAUGUGGAUUAUUCAUCCUUUUUUUCGACAUGGUGCUGUCUUUGGCACAGUGGGCUGGACUGGUGCUGCUGGAGUGCUCCAGCUGUGGUGGACUGGCAGGCGUUUGGGCCUUGGGGGCAGUAAAAUGGGCCUCUCUGCAUGUUUUCAUGUCUUUCCUGACUGAUGGAAAUCCAGAGGCUGUGCUCCGCAGGUUGGUGGCGCUCCUCAGCCUUCUCUCUCCUGCGUUAGAGACUGUGCGGACACUCAUGGCGCCUCCCUCGGAGCCUUACACCGGAUCAACUCCUGAUUUCAACAUGCUGCUCCUGGUCCCCUCGUCCUCGUUACUGGCCUGUGUGGUUUGGGAAAAGGGUCUCUGUGGUGGUGAAAAGUCGAAAAGGAACGACCAAGACCUGGAUAGUAGCAAGCUGCUUACAAGGGUGUUGAAAUACUUCAGACCAGACGUCCUUUACCUGAUUGCAGCUUUCAGUUUCCUCAUCUUAGGUGUCAUCUGUGAUACAUUUAUCCCGUUGUAUCAGGGGAACGUAAUCGAUAUGCUAGGAGGUAAAAUUCUUCAUGCAGAUUUUUACUAUGCAAUUGGACAACUGGCUCUCAUCUCUCUUGGAAGCGCUCUGUUCUCGGGCUUGAGAGGAGGUAUAUUCAUGUGCACUUUGGCUAGACUGAACAAGAGACUGAAGCAUCUGCUGUUCCACACGCUCCUGCAGCAGGAAGUGCAGUUCUUUGAAGAGAACAACCCCGGACGUCUCUCCUCCCGCCUGCACUCUGACGUGGACAGGAUGGGCCGCACGGUCGCACUGAACGCCAACGCACUGGUUCGCAGCACAGUGAAAACCUGCCUCAUGCUCGCUGUGAUGUUACGCCUGUCCUGGGAGCUCACUGUGCUCACCUGCAUAGAGAUGCCGCUCCUGGCUUUAGUGCAGAACAGAUACAUCACUGUGUCCAAGGAGAUGAAAGAACAGAUCCAGGACUGCCACGCUCAGAACAAAGAGCUGGCCCAUCAGACGGUCAGCGCCAUCCGAACGGUCCGCAGCUUUAAAGGAGAGGAAGGUGAACUGAAGAGAUAUAACGCAGCUCUGGAGGAGAUGGGAUCUGUCAAGAGGCGUUCAGGAAUCUACAGUGCGGUCUUCCUCUUAAUACGAAGGCUGGUCAGUCUGGGGAUAAGGAUCCUCAUGCUGGUACAGGCCCGCAGUCUCAUCUCCGCGGGUCAGCUCAGCAUCGGUAGUCUUGUGUCCUUUUACUUGUACCAGAAGCCCAUGUCAAACAAUUUAAGGGAGAUUUUGUAUUGCGUUGGAGAGACGGUGUCGACAGUUGGGGUCAUUUCCAAAGUGUUCAGCUAUCUUGACAGAACACCAAAGUGUAAGAAAGCAGGAGAGUUGGCACCUGAGAAGCUGAAGGGAAGAAUUAUUUUCCAAAAUGUCACUUUCACCUACCCUUCUCAAGAUAAACCUGCUCUGAAGUCACUUUCUUUUGAGCUGAAGCCAGGGAAGAUGACGGCCCUGGUGGGUCCAUCGGGCAGCGGAAAGACUUCCUGUGUGAGCCUCCUGAAGAGGCUCUAUGAACCUCAGGAGGGACAGAUCCUGCUGGAUGGAGAGCCGCUGCACCAUUACCAACACAAAUACUUCCAUCAAAAGAUGGCCCUGGUAUCCCAGAAUCCUGUGCUGUUUUCUGGCUCACUGAAAUACAACAUUGUUUACGGCCUGAAGGACUGCGCCAUGCAGAAGGUGAAAGAAGCCGCGACGAAGGCCAACGUAGACGCCUUCAUCUCCGAGCUGGAUAAUGAAUAUGACACAGACGUUGGAGAAUGUGGCGGCAAACUUGCAGAUGGAGAGAAGCAGAGCAUCGCCAUCGUCAGAGCUCUGGUUCGAGAUCCGCAGGUCAUCAUACUGGACGAGGCCACCAGCAAACUGGACGUCGGCGCGCAGCAUACCGUGCUGCAGGAGGUUCUGUCGUGUGGUCGGACGGUUCUGGUUGUGGCUCAUCAGCUGAAGACUGUGGAGAAGGCAGAUCACAUCAUCUUCAUGGAGAAGGGAAUAGUCGUGGAGGAGGGGACGCACAAACAGCUCAUGGCCAAGAAAGGACGCUACCAUCGUUUGAAAGAGGAACUGUUCUCUCAAACCAGCUGAGAAAAAAAAAGGCUUUAAACUUA